Molecule: messenger RNA, 1807 nt
Organism: Hemicordylus capensis (graceful crag lizard)
Lineage: Eukaryota; Metazoa; Chordata; Lepidosauria; Squamata; Cordylidae
Gene: HIGD1A
Product: HIG1 hypoxia inducible domain family member 1A
Exons: 4
Coding region: 159-446 (95 amino acids)
Biological process (GO): mitochondrial respirasome assembly; negative regulation of apoptotic process
Cellular component (GO): mitochondrion
Source: RefSeq, a predicted model, not a curated record
CCUCUCUAUCACCAACGGUUUAGAACGAUCUCGAGAGAUGGGGCGGAGCCGGAAGAAGGGGAGGAGUCACCGCCCGCUUCCGUCCAGCUGCAGCCGGCUUCGGUCAGAGCGCGUGACGCAGCCUCCUCUUCACAGGACCCGGCGGAACAAAAGGUAACAUGGCAUCCAGUUCGGAACCUGCUCUGCCAAGCUAUGAACAAGAAGACAGUCAGACCUCAAAACUGAUCAGAAAAUCCAGGGAGUCGCCCUUUGUCCCAGCUGGCAUUGCAGGUUUUGCAGCCGUGGUGGCCUACGGGCUCUACAAACUGAAGCACAGAGGGAAUACCAAGAUGUCUGUCCACCUGAUUCAUAUGCGUGUGGCAGCUCAGGGCUUUGUUGUGGGCGCCAUGACCUGUGGUGUGCUUUAUUCAAUGUAUCGAGAAUACUGGGCCAAGCCCAAGCCAUAGAGGAGAACCAGUUGAGACCUGUGUGUGCUGGUGUUCUUAUGUAUUCUAGUGAUAGAUUUCUCAUCAAAAUGGUGUCACAAUUAAACACAAGGGUGUGCGUCUGUACCCCAGCCUGGGGUAAAAUCUUUUGCUGCCAGUGUGAACUCUGGAUUGGGUUGUUGAUAAUGCAGAUCACCCUUUUUCUGUCUUGAGUGAAUCCACAAACUGGCAUUUUAACUUUUAUCUCACAUUACUCUCCUCACCCCCAUUAUGCCUUCCUGGCAGUCUAAGGUACUCUCUGGCUCAGAGGUCCAGAAUUAUUUCAUUUUCAGAGGUGCUUCCUUUAGGCUGUGGUUUCAACCAGGCCAAAAAUUAAAAAAAAAAAUACCGUCCAUGGAGGGACAAAUCAGCACUCAUGCCAUACCUGUGCAAGAGAUGCAAUCUGGCACCCACUAACUCAGAAUUCUUCAAACUCCCAUGAACAAAAUAUAUUGUGGAUUAGCCCCUGCAUAAUCACUUUUUUAAUAUAUGCCUUAAAUGAUGAAUUAAAUUAUUUAAAAUCUUAUUUAUUUCACUAUUAAAUCAUAGAAGUUUAACUUCUUUGAAGAAGGCAUUGGAACUUCAUAGAUUAUUUUUGUAAUUGCACCGUUCUUGCUGGUUGUUGUGUUUCUUUGAAAGGGCUUUUUUGUUUGUCUUGGAAGAAGAGGGAGAACCCCUGCACUGGGAAAUGUUUCGAAUAUGGCCAAAAGCAACAUUGUGGUUUUGUUUUUAGAACUGGAUGGAAGCCUUUAGGAUGCUGAAAACUUUGAAGUACAAGAUUUUGCUGGGCAUGGGUCCAUACACUUUGUGUAUGGACCAUAAUAAUCAGCCACAUUAUUUGCCACUUACUAUGGUGGCGGCUUCAUCAUAAUAUCACAAGACUAAGUGAAUGAAAGGCAAACCCUUCCCCUCCUCUGCAGCUCUAACCGGGGUCUGAAGAAGGUGGGGUUCAUCCUGGCUGUACUGAGCAUCGGGAAGACUCAGAAAGCAGCAAGAUUUCCCACUGCUUUACCUGCCCUCCUCCAAUCAGGGAGACGGGGGAUUAUCUUGCUAUAAUAAAUAGUCGUAAUUAAUAAAAUGCUCUUCACAGUAUUCAGCUGAUACUGAGCAUAUCCUCCUACUCAAAUGAUGAGAUAUUUGUGUUUAUUAGUGCAUAAUUGACAAACUAGUAGGGAUGGAACACAUCCAUGGCUACAAAGGAAUUAAAAAUCUGUAAAAUUCUAUUGUCCAAUUGCUCGCAUUCCCCCAUGUUAUCACAGUGCCAAGAGUGAUGCUAAUCAAUGCCAUGUAAAUCUGUAACCUAAUCCUGGUUUUAUUAAAUAUGUGUACAUAAGAACCUUCUA